Brassica rapa (field mustard) is the source of this 8792-nucleotide messenger RNA. RefSeq lists its product as uncharacterized. Lineage: Eukaryota; Viridiplantae; Streptophyta; Magnoliopsida; Brassicales; Brassicaceae. The record is from RefSeq and is a predicted model, not a curated record.
UUUAAUGUGAAUAAUAAAUUAAAUUUCAAAUACAAAAAUAAACUAAAAGUAAAAAAUCAUUAUAAUAAAUUAUCAAUAACGGAAAUAAACUAACACCAAAUCACAUCAACUAGUUUUGGUUCUCUCUACCAUCGUUCACUUUAUUUUCUUCAAGUGGCAUAGUGAAAUCUUCAUUAAAAUCUAAAAAACACAAAUAUAAAACUGAAAAUGAAAAAUCUAACUUUUUUUGUCAAUAUAUAACUUCUUAAUUAGAAAUUUAGAAUAUAAAACAUAAUUAAAAAUUAAAAAAGAAGUAAAAGUUAUUUAUUGGUUCAACCAGUGGUUCAACCGGUACCGGGUUCCGAGUUUUAUUGGGUUUUUGUGGGUUUUGCGGGUUUCUAAAUAUUUGGUUUUCACAAAACCCAAACCAAUUUUUUUCUGGAUUGCGGGGUUUACCGGUUCAACCACGGAUCCGGGUCGGGUUUCAGAACACUGUAUAAAAGGCAGUGUUUUGAAACCCGACCCGGACCCGCGGUUGAACCGGUAAACCCGGUGACCCAGAAAAAAUCCGGUUUGGGUUUUGUUAAUAAUUCAAUAUUUAAAAACUCACAAAAACCCGAAAAAAUCCACUAAAACCCGGAAUCCAAUACCGGUUGAACCACCGGUUAACCCAAUAAAUAACUUUUACGUCAUUUUUUAGUUUUUAGAUUAUGUUUUAUAUUUUAAGUUUUUAAUUAAGAAGUUAGUUACUGACCAAAAAAAAAGUUGAUCCGCAGUUGACCCAGUGACCCAUCGACCCGGUAAGUCGUCCGGUUCAGUGUCCGGGUCGGGUUUAAAAACAUUGAUAAAAGGGUAUAUCAAAUGAUAUAUGAUAUAUCUAUACUAAACCAUAACGUAAUGUUCUGGUUUAUAUAGGAAAUUCGUUUGGUAAACUGAAAGUCAAUACAUUUAUUCGUUUGAGUAUAAUUCGGUCAUUCCGCCACUAGUAAAAUACAUCGCUACAGCCACGAACAUGCCACACGAUUUUCGUAGCAAAAACGUAAGAGCUACGAUGUAGUUACGAUAUGCUACGAAAAAGAAAACGUAGCCCUUUUCUUGCAAAACAUAGCAAAGCUUGCUACGAAAUUGCUACGAAUAUAUUCGUGGCAAUGUUCUCCUACGUUUUGCUACGUCUUUGACGUGGGUAUCGCUAUAUAUUAAUAUUUUAUCUUAGUCGGCCAGAAAAAAACAAAAAAAUAAGCUUGCCACGAACAGAUUCGUAGCAAGCCGUGGCUAGCCCACCGAAAAAAAAUCCCAUCAAUCCAAUCCUGCACUUAAGGCAGUGAUAAAUACAAAAAACUAAGCCACGAAAAUGUUUCAUGGUAAAUUUCGUGACUAGUUUUCUCAGUGCAAUCACAUCCGUCUGGUUGUGUGCAGAAAAGAUUCUAAUAUUUGCCACGAAACUAAUCGUAGCAAAACCGUAGCAAUUUUAGUGGUAAUUCGUAGCAAAAAAUGUAGCAAAUAUCGUGGCAAAUCAUGGCAAAAACGUGGCAAGGUAUUUUCUAUAUAAGCAAGCAAACCUACGAGAGUUCUAUCACAUUGCAAACCAUAACAACAAUCGUGAAAUCAAACCAUUUUUCCCUUGUGUUAAAAAAAAAACCAUUUUCCCAAAAUAAAAAAAAUAGAGAGAAAUUUCAAUGUCUUAUUAUUUUCAAAAUCGAGAGUGGAUGGAUCGACACAUUGAUCCAGUUGAUAAUAAUGUUUCGAGAGAAUUUAGCGAAGGUGUUGAAGUUUUUAUCGCAUUUGCCUCGAGUCAAAAUUCUUUUAUGGAGCGAAAAACCAUGCUAUGUCCUUGUGUAAGUUGUGGAAACCGAAAGCAACGUGAUGUAAGAACCGUAUCCCGCCAUCUUUACCGAGUCGGCUUCAAAAGUAAUUAUUAUGUAUGGUCAAGCCAUGGAGAAACCUACUAUGACGCUGGAGAAUCUUCGACGGGAGGUCAAUUUAUGGGAGAUGAAGCAAGAUAUGUAGGCGGACCAUAUGAAGAGAACAUUCCUGGAGGAGACUUUGGGUCAACUGAAAUACCGGAGAAUUUGAUGGAGGAACCCAACGAAGAGCAAUAUGAAGAAGGAGUGUUUGAAGCUUUUGAAGCCGCUAAUCAACCACUAUAUGAUGGAUGUGUUGAAGGUAUUUCUCAACUAUACUUGGCAUCUCGUUUAAUGAAAGUAAAAACUGAUCAUAAUUUGGCGGAGUCAUGUAUGGAUGAGUUAUCACAAACUUUUAGAGAUGUUUUGCCACAACCAAAUAUAGCUCCUGAGUCAUAUUAUGAGAUGAAGAAGCUGACGAAGUCGCUUGGCCUCCCUGUCGUGAAGAUCGAUAUUUGUGAAGAUAAUUGCAUGUUAUUUUGGAAAGAAGAUCGCGAGUUGAUGGCGUGUCGGUUUUGUGGAAAAGAUAGAUAUCACCAGAAGAACCAUGGAAAAGGGAAAAGGCGUCCAAAACAGAGAAUGUUCUAUUUGCCUAUUACGGAGAGGUUGAAGCGUCUUUACCAACAAGAGGCUACUGCAUCACAAAUGCGAUGGCACGCAGAACAUGAGUCGCCAGAAGGAGAAAUGCACCACCCUUCUGAUGCAGCAGCGUGGAAGCAUUUUAACAAGGUAUAUCCUGAUUUCGCUGCGGAAAGUCGAAAUGUUUAUCUAGGAUUAGCAACAGAUGGAUUUAAUCCAGUGGGUAUGAGCGGUGAAUCCCACUCGGUCUGGCCCGUCAUCGUAACCCCAUAUAACCUACCUCCUGGUAUGUGUAUGAAAAGAGAAUAUUUCUUUUUAUCAGUACUAGUUCCUGGGCCAAGGCAUCCAAAGAAGAGCAUUGAUAUCUAUCUGCAGCCGUUAAUUGAAGAACUAAAAAGUUUGUGGAGCGAUGGAGUCGAAGCCUAUGAUGUCUCGAAGAAGCAAAAUUUUACGAUGCGAGCCGCACUAAUGUGGACAAUUAAUGACUUUCCCGCUUACGGCAUGAUGUCCGGAUGGAUGACUCAUGGCCGUUUAGCUUGUCCAUAUUGUCUUGAUGAUACAAAGUCUUUUUGGUUGCAACAUGGAAGGAAGCAUAGCUGGUUUGACUGCCAUAGAAUGUUCUUGCCUAGGGAGCAUCCUUACAGAAGAAAUGUCCAAGCUUUUCGAAAGGGGCAGACGGUAACUGAUGAUCCUCCACCAUGGUUGACGGGAGAAGAAAUUCUUCGCGAAAGAAUCAACAACAUCGAAGGACUGAAGGAAACGGUCGAUUGUGGAGGAAAUGGACACGAGAAACCUGCAAGCACUAUAAACGGCUACGGCAAAGACCACAAUUGGGUGAAGAAAAGUAUCUUUUGGGAGUUGCCGUAUUGGGAAAACCUGCUUCUUCGCCAUAACCUGGACUUCAUGCACGUUGAGAAAAAUUUCUUCGAUAAUCUUAUCAACACGGUGCUUAAUGUUCCCGGGAAGACAAAAGAUAAUGCAAAGUCGAGGAUGGAUCUACCUGAUUUAUGCAGACGGUCUGAGUUACAUAUGAAGGAUGAUGGAACGAUGCCAGUCCCGAUAUUCCGGUUGUCGAAGGAGGAUAAAAAAGAAUUUCUGCGAUGGUUGAAAAAUGAUAUAAAAUUUCCAGAUGGAUACGCUUCAAAGUUUAGUAGGUGUAUAGACGAGACGAAUAGCAAGAUUUCAGGUCUGAAAAGUCAUGAUUGUCACGUCAUUAUGCAGCGACUUCUCCCAUUCGCGUUUAAGGAAUUACUUCCCAAAAGUGUUCACAUUGCCAUUUCAGGUACAUAAUCUUAAUAAUUAGUUUGAUAUGUGUUAUGAUUUCUAACUCCUAUUAUUUUUUUGUAGAGAUAGCACUCUUCUUUCGUGAUAUAUCUGCGAAGAUACUUAAGCACGAAGAUGUUGCCAUUUUGAAAGAAAACAUUGCGGUGAAGCUUUGCAAUUUGGAGAAGAUUUUUCCACCUUCGUUCUUCGAUGUUAUGGAACAUCUGACCGUACAUUUAGCAGACGAAGCUGCUUUAGGUGGUCCAGUGCAAUAUAGAUGGAUGUAUCCUUUUGAGCGAUACAUGUACCAUCUGAAAAAGAAAGUUAAAAAUAAGGCACACAUUGGAGGUUCCAUCGUUGCACAAUAUGUGAAUGAGGAAAUAUCUACCGCUUCUGCUAACUUCUUUGGUAAUCCACAAGUGGUACCUGAGGUUCCACUUCCCGGAGAAGUUCGGUUUACAUAUCAAUAUCCAGAUGUGCCUAACUUGUUUUAUCACGAAGGUCGGGUUAGUGGAAAAUCUGAAGAGAAAUGGCUAACCGAUGAUGACUACACCGUCCUCCAGACUUUUCUGAUGCUCAAUUGUGAUACAUUCGAACCCUACGAAAGGUACUUUGAUUUUUUUUCUUGGUUAUUGUUUUAGAAUAUCUGAAGUUAUAAUCUCUUAAAAAAAUUCACAGGAUGUUCGAGGAGUUUGUGAUGGAGAGAAACCCGUAUAUGUCUGGUAAUGACCUACAAAUACUGAAAGACCAACAAUUUGCCGAAUGGGUGAAAAACUAUGUGAGUUUCCGAGAUUAUUUGAUUUAUAAUUUGAAUGAAACUUAUCAAUUAUAGAUAUAAAUUAAAUUAACAGGUUGUGCAAGCGAGUAACACAUAUGAGUUUCCGAUGUGGAUGUUGGAUUUUGUACAAGGUCCGCAACGUAAGUAUAAAUCUUGGCCGAUUUACCAUUCACGUGGCUACUGCUUCCACACACAUAGCCAUGGACAAGAUAAGAAAACCCAACAUUACGGUGUCCAAGUUCGUGGAACCACAGAUACUGACUAUUACGGUUUGAUCGAGGAGAUAAUGAUGGUUGAGUAUUUUGGUUCUGUUGGACUGAAGGCCAUGGUUUUUAAAUGUAAGUGGUUUGAUACAACUGAAGGUCGGGGAAUUCGAAAACAUAAUUCAGGAAUCGUUGAUGUGUCUCCGCGCUGGCAGUAUGAGAAAUAUGAUCCAUUUAUCUUAUCUGGUAAUUGUGAUCAAGUUUGUUUUAUUCCUUAUCCGCGGGUACGACAUACAUCAGCCAACGAUUGGUGGGCAUGUACAAAAGUUAUGCCUAGAGGGGUUCGAGAAACGUCUGAGGAUGCUCUUGUUGCGUUACAAGAUGAUACACACAACCAAGUUGUUGCACGGAGCGUGAUGGUGCGCAUUGAGACGUAUGUUGUCGAAGAUGAUUCAGAUUAUGAAUCCACGCCAAAUGUUCCUGCUAAUGACGAAUACAUUUCAGAAGAUGAAUUAGACGAGGCUUGUACUGAUUCGGAUUCUGAAUCUGAUUCAAGUUCUUAGUAAGUUUGUUGUUUAUGAAGUUUUUAAAAAUUGUAAUAUAAAUAAGUAAUCACUUGGUAAUUUGUAGUUUAUGAAGUUUAAAAUUUUUGUAAUAUAAAUAAGUAAUUUUUGAAGUUUUAAAAUUUAUGAAGUUUUAAAUUUAUGAAUUUUUUAAAUUUGUAAUAUAUAAUAAAUUUUUAAUUUAUGAAGUUUAAAAUUUGGAAAUAUGAAGAUAACUAGAUUUCUUAGUUUUAAAAUGUUAAUAUAUUCUUAAUUUCUAAUUAAUAGUUUUGAGAUUUCAAAAAAAAAAAUUUUAAAACCUUACUAAACCCUAAACCCUAUCUAUACCCUAAAUCUAUUUCCCACCACAUAAUAAACCCAAAAAUUUUCCCUCCUAAACCCAAAACCCAUUUCCCUCCUAAACCCAAAACCCAUUUCCCUCCUAAACUAAAGCCCAAUUUCUAUACUUAAGAAAUUUUUUCCCCUCCACAAUUUUAUCACGUGUCUCUCUCUCUCACGGAGUCUCUCCUUCUGAAACUCUCUCAAACCCUUCGCCGCCUCUCACAUUCUCUCUCGACCCUCUCUCACAGAUUCCUCUCCCUCUCUCUCUCUCUCACGGAUUGUCUCUCCUUCUGAAACGCUCUCAAACCCUUCGCCGCCUCUCUCAUUCUCUCUCGACCCUCUCUCACAGAUUCCUCUCCCUCUCUCUCAACGAUGGCUCCUUCGACCGGAAUCCCAAACGAAUCCCGUCGUCGCCCGCGCUCUACCGGAUUACAGCUCCCAGAUAUGCGGCAAGGGAGACCUCAGUUGACAUUAUCGGAGCCUUCUGCCAUGGCCCCAUCUUUUUCUCCUCCCAUGUCUGUACCUCCUGGAGCUGUUCCUCACGCAUCUGCCGGCUCUUCAAGUGCAGCGCCUGCGGCUCCUGCCCCUUAUGUCAGGAGAAGAGAAGAUGCUCUGCUACGUGCGCCAUCUAGACGUAACCAGCCACACCUCCAUCCUGACAAGAUCAAUGGAGCAUUGUGGUUUGGUAUUGAUCCUGAAGUCCAUGCUUUUAUCCGAGCAACAUGGCAAGGAAACUAUUGGGGGUCGUGGGCAAGCUGGAACUUCGUUCCACCUGAGAAGAAGGAUCAGUGGUGGCAUGCGUUCAUUCAACACUACUACUGGGAGGACCAAUUCCAUGAUGAAAUCUACUUGAAAUGGAAGAAACAAACUCAGGUUACCGUCUGUGGCCGCAUCAGCCAGAAAAGGAGAGAUAACCGGCAACCUUCCUACAUGUCAGACGCUCACUGGGCAACAAUGGUUGAGAAGUACAACACUGAGCAAGCGAAAAAGAAGAGUGCAAAAGCUGCAAAAUCUCGUAAGUCUGCUCCAGUUGGGAAGAAGAUGCACAAGCACGGUGCAGGCCCACGCUGUUUCCUUAACAUUCAGUAUAAUAUGAUGGUUGAUGAAGGUUUGGAUGAACCACCUUCAUACACAGCCCUUGCGAGGAAGACUCACACGGGUAAAGACGGCUCCUUCUUAGACGAACGUACAGAGGAGCUGGUGCUGGAGGUUGAGGAAGCCGUUGAAGAGAUGUUACAAGAUGGAUCUCCACAUGGCGACAGUCAAACCGACUCCACUGCUGCUUCAAAUGCAAAGCGCUACCUUCUCAACCAAGAAUACAUCAAGAGAGGAAAGACAAAGAAGGGCACAAUCUAUGGCCUUGGCAGUGCUCAGUACAAGAACAGCAGUCCUUCUGUGCCAAUUCCUGUCUCACUCAAGCGCAACCUUGACGUGGAUAUGCGCAUGUCUGGCUUCGAGACCACCAUUUCUGAAGUCAAGGAAGACAUUGCUGGAGUCAAGGAAGAUUUCACUGCUUUGAAGACAGAGAUCAAUGCUUUCAAGACUGAAGUCACAGGGGGGAUGUCUGCAAGCCAAGCAACUCUCAACAUUAUUCUGCAAACUCUCCAAUCUCAAGCUUCCACUCCUGCCUCAACUGCACAACCAUUUCAGCCUCAAGCUCAGCCCCAAGCUCCAGUUCAAUCUCAUCAUCAGCCACAACCUCAAGCUCAGUCUACGGCUCCACCACAACAUCUCUCGACCAAUACCCAUUCUGAUUUAGAUAGGUGGUGCCAAGAACUUGAUAUGUAAGGUUUGAUCAGUUCAUGUAUUAAGCUAUAAUAUUUUGUGUACUUUGGUUCAAAUUCAUGGAUCUUUUGAAUGUUUGAAUGUUUGAAACUUCAACUCUUAUGUAAUAUAUUUCGGUUUCAAUGAUAUUAUGACUUUCUAUUCGCAUAUAGCUUUUUAUAUAAAUUUCAAAUUUGUUUUUUAUAAUUGAUUUUAAUUUUUUUUAUAUAAUUGGUUAAACUAGCCACGAAAUGUUUCGUCAGUAAAACGUAGCAUAUGUUACGAAAGAAACCGUGGCAAAACCGUGCCUGUUGCUACAUUAUAUUUCGUAUCAAAUCGUAGCAAGUUACUGAAAUCGUGGCAAGCGUUGCCACGAAAACUUUCAUAGCAAAACGUGGCACUUUGCUACGAUUUUUGAUACGCGCUCUUUUUGCUACGCUCGUAUACGUACGUUUUACGUUUCGUAGCAUUUCGUGGUUUCUGCUCCGUAUAGCCACGAAAUCUUGGUCAUAGCCACGAAAAUUAACGUGGCUGUAGCGAUGUUUUUUACUAGUGCGCAUGUCUUGUUAAAUAUGCUACGACAAGUUUUGUAACAAAUAUGUAUAAUGACAUUCUAUAGUAAAUACCUUUGUAAGUUAUAUGACCAUUUAAAUAAGUAGUUUGAGAAGGGCUGAAGCUGUCACAUCAGUAUAUGACAUUUCUGUUAAUCACACAUCAAAUAAAGGUUAAAUAUUAAAAUGUUCGUCAAAUAAUAAAAAGAGAAUAUAAAUGUGUAACUCAUGUUUGGACAUACACGAAAGGGACUCGACUGUAAUUCACAUCCUCUUUCUUUCUGUUUCCUUACAAGGUAUGCAAAGCCAAUAAAAUAAUGUAUUGUCACCUAAUUAACUUAUUUUCUAUGUAUAUACAGCUAAAUAGCUCAAUUAAUUUUCAAAUUUUUUUGUGUUGUUUAGAUUCAUAAGUACCGAAAGAAAGCCUUCAUCUCCUGUUUUCUGGUGGUGCAAGCUUGAACCUGUCUUUUCUUCACUGGUCUCAACAUUGUUUUCCGGCUCAAGCUCGCCACCUCUGCUCAAGUCCAAAAGCUCACCUCAUCUCAAGCUCCAAAAAUGUACGAGAUGUCGCCUCCUCUGAAGUUUCGGAAGCUCGUUUCUGCUCCCCGGUGGUGAUGGUUAGUUACAUGAAGGAUGUUGCCAAACCAUGAUAGAGAAGAGACGAUGUGUGUGGCGGAGAAGGUUGUCCUUUUUAUUAGGUUUAGUUUUUUUUCUUAACACAAAGAAUAAUAGUUUUUAAAAAAACAAAGAAUUAUUUACAGAUCUAUACUAUUAUUUGCGAAGUAAAUUUUAGCAACGGAGCUCUUACAUUAAAAGUUAGAGCGGUUAAUAUAUAUAAUACCCUUAAUGAAUAUAUAUAUACUAGGUGUUUUGCCCGCAAUGCGGGCUUA